This is a messenger RNA of Lotus japonicus, 1007 nucleotides long. RefSeq lists its product as uncharacterized. Bases 191 to 991 code for a protein of 266 amino acids. Lineage: Eukaryota; Viridiplantae; Streptophyta; Magnoliopsida; Fabales; Fabaceae. The record is from RefSeq and is a predicted model, not a curated record. The transcript has 4 exons.
UCCCAUAAUCCCACCAACUGAUAACAAUCCAGUGUCAAAAAUCUCCUCCGCAAAGGUUGCUCUAUUUUCUUAACCGCAAAAACCUCUGUUUCUGAAAACCAACAAAAUAUGAAACCACCUUUCUUUCACUAUUUGUAACCCUGAUUCACGUUUUGUCGCUCACUGUAUCCACAUUCCCAUAAUCUCUCAAAUGGGACAAGAAUCAGAUUCCAAGGCCAAGUUGGUAUCAGACAUUUGCUCCAUUUCCACGCGUUCCGCGGUGUGUGCUCAUAGGAUUCUCUCUAACACAGACAAGGCAAAAUUCAUUGACUGGUAUUGCAUUCUUGGAGUGGAAGAAAAUGCAGGGGUAAAUGCCAUUCGCAAGCGUUACCAUAAACUAGCCUUGCAACUUCAUCCUGACAAGAAUAAACAUCCAAAGGCUGAAAUUGCUUUCAAGCUUGUUUCUGAGGCAUACACAUGUCUAUCUAACACAGCAAAGAGAAAGCCCUUUGACUUGGAAAGGUGUAAGCAUUUCUGCUUUGAGUGCAGAAGAAACCCUUAUACAACCGGCAAUGUCCCUAGCAGCUCCAAUGGUUCAGUUCUUAAGGCAUGGAGUAUUAUCAGCAGGUCAAGAUCUUUUAAACUUUGGAGAAACAUUAAGGAGAUGAGGGAGAGAUUCAAGGAGGAGGCUAAGGUGGUAGAGAACUGUAUGCGAACAAAUUCAAUGUCAAGGAAGGAAUCUCCACUCUCCAAUCCGGUUGCCUAUCUACAAAGAAGCAAGUCAAUGCAUAGAUUUGACAAAGAAACCCCUGUUUUCAAUCCAUCAGAUUAUUUGUACCAAGGCUACCCUCAUCUGAGGGAACAUGUUUUCAAAAAUUCUUCAACAUUUUGGUACUUGCAGACAACUAGUAUGCUGCACAGACAUAAUAGAGGAGCGCAGCAUGCCUCCCCUGUUUUUGAAGGCAGAGCAAGGAGCACGUUUGCAAGCAUAUAUGCUUUUGUCCCAUCAUGAUAUUAGCUCUUAGCAU